CAGCCACAAUAACCAAAUAGGUACAAACAGUUUCGCAUUUUUGGUAAUUGUUCUACUGGAUGUACUUUUCCUUAGUCCGUUGCUCUAUACUAGCCUCCGGUUUGUGUCUGUGUCUGUGUCUGAGUCUCUGGGCAUCUUUAGUGUCCUUCUGGUCUAUCCCUGCCACGUCUAAUAGGUUAUGAGCCCAACGCUCUGACCAUAAGGACAUCUUUGGCAAUUUUCACCCUUAUCACUUUCCGAUCUAUUCAACAUCUACCUCGAUCUACUCACCAUGGCUAUUGGCAAUGCUAUCCUCAAGGGUCUUGAGAGUGUCCCAGAGCUCAAUGACUCCAACUGGUUCACCUGGUCCAAGCCUAUGAUCAAAUUCCUGAAUGCCUGUGGAGCACAGUAUGUCCAUGAUCCUUUGACUGCUGCUGUUCCCAAGGACAAGGAGGUUUUGGAUGGAGAGAUUAACUGGUUGAUCUAUGGGAAGGUCUCUGAGGAUUGGCAGUAUUUGGUUGCUGAUGUGGAGCAUGCUUGGGAGUCUUGGAAGGCAUUGAAAGGGCAGUUUGAGAAGUCGACUAUGGGCAGCAGGCUGAAGGCACGUUCUGAAUUCCACAAUGUUGUCCACGACCCCUCGAAGCCCAUCUCCCACUAUGUCCAAUCAGUUAUGGCUGCCAGGGCUGUCCUGAAGAGCCUGGGCCAUGAGCCUGAUGAUGUGGAGACUGGUGAUGUCCUCCUCAUGAAUCUCCAUUCAUCUUUCGACACUAUCCGCACCACCAUUCUCACUUCCAAGGAUGAACCCUCCCUCUCCACCAUAAAAUCAACUCUUCUUGGUUCUACUGCUUCCGCCAAUGUCUUCAUCAAGUCUGAGCCUUCCCCUAUUGCUUUGGCUGCUCGUGCUGGUGGAAGAAGGGGUUUUGGUACUGGGGGAUCUGGUUAUGGAGCUGGAGGAUCUGGUUAUGGGUCUAGAGAGGAUGAGAAGGGUUUCCGUUGGUGCGAUCCGACCCAGGAGAGCGCUUGUCACCGGUGCGGUCGUCCUGGUCAUAUCGCUGCUCGAUGCAUCCAUGAUAUGCCCCAACAUGUCAAGGACUGGGUUAUGUCUCCCCCUGGUCGCUCCGCCUCUGCUCAGACAGCUUCUGUCCUUCAAGAUGAGCAAUCUGCUCGACUUGCAGCUGCGACUGCUUAUGGCAAGCAUCUCCGUCAAACACUCUUCACUCGCGAAGCUGGAUUUGCUGGGAGUGACGAAGAAGAUGAGGGAGGGGAAGUUGUACCUGAUGGUGGUUAUAUUGAGGAAAGUUCUCAAGUCUUUAUUCAUUCUUGAUGGUUGCUUGGUGUGGUGGGAGUUGAUCAAUUUUUCUUUCAAAAUUUGUGGAGGAGUUUGUGGGGACGCCUGUUUGUCAGUUUAGGUGGGAGUCUUAUCCUUCUUGCGUCCUCACAAGGUGGGAGUGUUAGGAUUGGAUUGUAUCAGACGCUUUCAGCAGCCA
Messenger RNA from Gloeophyllum trabeum ATCC 11539, 1466 nucleotides. RefSeq lists its product as uncharacterized. The transcript is spliced from 2 exons. The coding region runs from base 272 to 1303 and encodes 343 amino acids. Lineage: Eukaryota; Fungi; Basidiomycota; Agaricomycetes; Gloeophyllales; Gloeophyllaceae. The record is from RefSeq and is a predicted model, not a curated record. Gene Ontology annotation, molecular function: nucleic acid binding; zinc ion binding.